AUGGCAUCAGACGGGGAGAUCACACCUGAACAUCCGCCUGGUCUCCUCGAACCUACCAGUCUGGAGGUCCAAUGUCUACCAAACGCAGUAGUUCAGAUCCUUGACGCGCAGUCCUCCUCUAUUCGGGUCCAUAAAAUCUUCAAAACACCUCUCGUCCAUGUACACGGUCAGGACAGUCAGUCAAGCGACCCUGACAGUCCUUUGUUUGCUUUCUUGAAUCUGGCUUCCGAUGCUAGUGUAGAGAGUGAGCAGGUCCCCUCGACAUCCACUACUGAAGUCGAAUCUGAACCUGGGACGCUCGCCCCGUCCGACGAGCGCCAUCUCACUAUUCUUGAAUCUGACUUAAUGGCUCCGCCCUCCUUGGGACCGAUCGAGCCCCUCGUGCCGUCUGUUCCAGCUACAGACAUCCCGUCUACGCCGCGCGUGGAUACAGACCUGGAGUCACGGAACUUGGGAAAAAGGAAUGCCAGGACUGCUUGUCUUACGGAUUCGGAGGACGAGAAGGGAACCUCAGGAAGGAGUCGGCCUGGUGCGCGGGAUGCACCAACAUCCCUACCAAAAACCAGAAGAACUGCAGCUUCUGCUUCUCCGAAGAAGUCGACCAAGUAUGCGCCGCUGAAGACUCAGCAUACCAGAGGUUCCUCCGUUCCUGGAAUAAGUGACCUGGAAGAACGUCUCACUAGCGGCUUCAGGAGUAUAAUCACUGACGUUUGUGGGGAGUCCGUGGACUCUCUAUUUGGCGCUGCGUCGAGAGCAAUAAAAGGCGAAAGCACAAGUGAAAUGGAGAAUUUAAGAGAUAGGCAAAGACAGCCGACGAAAACGAACAGCUUUAUCCCGGUUCUCAAGCGCCUGAAUACGGAUCUUGGACGUCAAACAAUGCAGUCUCCAGCACCCACAGUGUUAGAAGACAUGUCUGACUCAGGCCCCAUGGAGGAAAUUCGUUCCCAGGAUAACCCGCGGCUCUUGCGCAGAACCGGUCAAUCUUCGCCUACCCGCGUUUUCGUGGAACCAAUCGUCCAGAGCGCAAGAGGACUGCUCUACCUGGAAUGUCCAGAAGAUGUUCUUCAGGCAGCAUACAAAAUUGUUAUCCUAGCAAAUAUAUCCAUGUUUGAUGAGGACCAGCGAAUCGGCCGUCCACUGCACCCGCCUGGAUGGUACACCUUGAUUGUCCCAGGACUGCCGAAACUGAAAGAUGAUCAGAACGGAUACUUUCUCUUCUUGAUCUCCCCAGGUCAGGUAAUUGAGUUUUCUACCGCCAGUCUAAACAGAUACAAUAUGGUAGAAAACUGUUUCUUUGCGGAAUUUGCCAACCCGGAAUCUUUUGAAGUGACCAUGUGUGUCCAUGCUCAGGAAUGUUACGGCCCUCUCAAAGACUUCACUGUGGAUCAGGAUAUUAGAGCCACCCUGAUGCCUACGCGCAGAAGUGAUGAGCAGAUUUCACGUCUUCGAGUGAGGUAUCACGCGGUAUGCUCGUUGAGGUUUAGCAACAUUUACGUCGCCGCCGAGAGAUGUCGCUUUUUCCUCAAGGUAGAAGGUGGCCCAGAAAGCUUUUCGCAGUGCACUCUUGAGGCCAUCGAUGAAGGUCUGCAGGUGAUAGAGCUGUCUGCCGACAUGUCCAGAACCACAGAAAGUGUUUCUCGGAUCCAGAUCAUUUGCUCCUCGAGAGAGUUUGACGAAUUCUGUCUGAUGUGGGAAGUUGCCAUUCCAAAAGAACAACAAGCGUAUUGGCUUCCCUCGAUAUACCCGGACUUGUCCAGCGUCUGUUUAGAGCGGUCCAAACUUCGGCAUGCGUUUACCAGACUGGACUCUGACUCAGUCGUGGAACCGUCUUCUGAACAGGAAGUCGACGUGGAGUCAUCUGGUUCGAGGGAGACAUACAAUGAAGGUUACGCUGAAGACCCGAUAUCAGCCGAUAAGGGUCUUUCUCAAAGAUUCGCCGAGGUGAUGAGAAUGAUGGAGGAGUUGGAAUUUCAGGAGACUGAGAGGCGACCUCUAAGAGUGGAUCGAGUGGUUUUUCUCCUGAUUGUGGGAUUCAGUCUCAUACUAUCCAGUUUGUUCUCCCCGGUCGUCAUCACAGGCCCAGGUGUGCAGCUCAAUGACAUGGGAGUUGGUAACUACACUGGCGAAGGUCUAGUUGCACAUGGUCAUGAGUCCGGUAGUGAUGGGAACGUCACUCUGUCUCCUGUAUGUGUCUGUCCUCACUAUGGAAGUCUGCAUAUGCUACGCGAGAACGAGCGUACAGAAAAUGACGCCGAUCCUAUACAAGAUUCGAUGGAAGAUGCCCAGCCAAUGCUGGAUGAACCUGACGAAGGUACCAAGAAUGGAGACACGGAGCGUACGGGAGAUAUGCAUGCCGCGCCCCUGAGCCUGAGAGAUCGUAUUGAUUAUUUCCUUGGCUGGAAAGGGCCUAAUGUGCGUUGA
Molecule: messenger RNA, 2421 nt
Organism: Aspergillus terreus NIH2624
Lineage: Eukaryota; Fungi; Ascomycota; Eurotiomycetes; Eurotiales; Aspergillaceae
Exons: 2
Coding region: 1-2421 (806 amino acids)
Source: RefSeq, a predicted model, not a curated record